Paramecium sonneborni is the source of this 561-nucleotide messenger RNA. Lineage: Eukaryota; Ciliophora; Oligohymenophorea; Peniculida; Parameciidae. The record is from the annotation of a GenBank genome assembly.
AUGGCAUAAAAGAGAUAACUGAAAUAACCAGACCCUGGACAAGUGGUUAAUAAAGACAUAGUAUUUAGUGAAAACAUUAGAAAUGAAAUGAAAUUCUUUGAUAAGAAUAGAACAGAACAUUUUCAAUUGAACCCUAAUAGAGGUAUUUAUUAAUGCAUAUUCUUAAAGUUGUAAUUUUGGCUGAGAAACCUAAUCACAUAAGUAUAUAUAAUAAUGAAAUUGUAAGAACCUCAAUCACAUUAAUCUUAAAGAAAAGAGAAGGAUAAUGAUAUCUUUGGAAAUCCAUAUACAGAUGAUCCUGUUGAGGAAGCAUUCUCAAACUAGAAAUUAGAGAAGACUUUAGAAUUGAGAAAUUAAAUUCCAAGAUAAAAAUACAAUUUCCCUAUGACCUAGAAUUAAGAAAUUGGUUGGUUUGCCAACUAAUUAGUACAUUUGAUUAUAUUUUAGAAUGUCUAUAAACCAACAAAGAAUUUUGCAAAUCAAUAAUGUGAAAUAACUAAAUUCGUUGAUAAUUAUUUUGAAAUGACUCAUGAAAACCCAUUUAAAAAGAAGAGAUCUUGA